AUGGCUACCAUCCUUGCUCCAUACAACACUGCCAUGCGCCUGGGCACGGGCUUCAACUCUUUCACUCAGCAGCUCUGCAUCGACAAUGCUGUCGUUCGCGAUGAAAAUGCAGCAGUCGCCUUGGAGAUCGAGCUGAAGGAGAGGGAUAUUCCCCAGGAGGUUACAUACAAAACGUCUAUUGUUGACAAGGUCACUGAUGUAACCAGUGCGAUGAAUGUCGCGGCAUUCCUCAUCAAGUAUGACAACUUCGAUGCCAAGGGCAAGGGCUCCUUCCUGAACACAUCCAAGGUCAAGGAGAGCGAUGUCAGUUUUAUGAUCUCCGUAAAGGUCGUCAACCAGGUCAUCCAAGAUCACUCUUUGACUCAAUUCAACCCUAUCUCGGGACUUAAGGGCCAGAACUUCACCGAGGUCUAUGGUGACUCUUUCAUUUCUGGCUUCCAAUACGGCGGUGAAUUUACUGCUGUCAUCUCCGUGAAGGCCAAGGAGAAGGAAGAUUCCGAGGAUAUCAAGGCCAGGGCUCGCAUCCUCUUCACCAAGGAUAAGGGCAGCCUUGACAUCAACGGCAAGUUUAGCAAGGAGAGUGAGAGCUUCUUUACAGAGAACGAAACCACCAUUUCAGUCACCUACACCGGAGGUGGUCAGCACCUGAAAGAGCGUAAGAGCAACCUACAUUUUACCCAACUAAUCUCAUCUGUACUUACACAAACUAUAGGUGACGAUGACUGGACCUUCGAAACCAUGAAGGCCGCAGCCCUUAGAUUCCCCUACCUCGUAGCAGCAACACCCAUGCGAACCCACGCAAUCUUAACCAAGUACUCAUCUCUACGCAGCUACUACGCCGGCAGCGUACCAACUAGCCUCCCCAGCUUCGAGCACGCCGGAGUCUACACAGCCCUCCUACAGGAAGCCUAUCUCGAUUACAAGACUGUGGCCAAGAACCUUCAGGUCCUUGCAUACGAUGUGUCCGCCGGUACCCAAACCCUCAAGGUCUCGCCAGCGGAAAGUGAAAAGAGCACCGGCAUCGAUGUCACAGACAAGGAUUCUACCAGUGGCAGUGACGAUGACAGCAUGGUUCCUGUUGCUAAGCCGGUUUCUGGAUCUAUCAAGGAUAAUUACUCAUUGCCUCCUUUGAUUGUCAAGCGGCCGUAUCAUCCCUCGUUGCAGGGUGUCGAAGCUGCUCGGGCUAUGGUCCGCUUGAUGCUUAACCGGAUUGUUCAGGAGGUUGAUCUUAUUGCUAAGAUGCCUGAGCUUGCUUCGAGGGAGGAUCGGCCGUUGCCUUAUAUGAGUCCUUUCUUGUUUAAGGAGUUCUUGCCGGUCGGUGAAUUGGUUACCAAGACUGUUCCAGUUCCAGAUGCUACUGGCCCUAUCGAAGAGGUUCCUUCGAUCAAGCAGCAGAUUUCCGGUGGGAGAAUCUUUGCCUAA
Molecule: messenger RNA, 1422 nt
Organism: Penicillium antarcticum
Lineage: Eukaryota; Fungi; Ascomycota; Eurotiomycetes; Eurotiales; Aspergillaceae
Exons: 6
Coding region: 1-1422 (473 amino acids)
Source: RefSeq, a predicted model, not a curated record